Symbiodinium sp. CCMP2592 is the source of this 4437-nucleotide messenger RNA. The record is from the annotation of a GenBank genome assembly. Lineage: Eukaryota; Dinophyceae; Suessiales; Symbiodiniaceae.
AUGCGGGAGUUCACGCUUCCGUUCAAGCCCGAGGAGCUACUGGCGGAGCCCAGCGAUGGGCGGCUCUGGGCCUCCGAACUUCCGUGCGUGGAGUCCUGGUCCGAGAAGGAAGUGAACAAAGCGCUGGAUGGCUUGGUGGGGCGGCUCCUGGGAAGCCAGGGAAAGGACCUAGCAGAUGAAUCAAUGUUCUCCCUGCUCUUCGCGAUCUUGCAAGCAUGGCCGAGGCUCGAUGACAGCAUCCCACCUCGCGUGGUGGACCUGCUCACAGAUUCCGCCCGGCGGCUGAUUGCAGAGGCCGGCAAAGUCCGCAAGGGCGCGAAGCCGGCGAAGGUGGACAAAGCCGCCGAAGCCCAGUCAAAGGACCUACGAAAUGCCUCCAAGGUAGCGGCCUUCUUUCUCCGCUGGACCACGGAAUACCUGAUGCAACAAGGCAGCACCGAGGCGCGGAAAGGCCGAGGCCGAGGCCGAGGAGCGAAGGCAGGCACAGCUUUGCAGCAGGCAGAGCAGGCGGCAGCAGCCGAAGAGGCCAAGGAGGCGCUGAGAGCGCAGGAGAGGCAGCGAUGUGCCGUGCUCCAGGAGUUGGCUGGGCUGGUGAACCGAGGAGCUAUGCCUUGGCUGUGGCUCAGCGAGCCCGCCUCGUGGCAGCAGGCAGCCACGGCCGUGUCGGAUGCCGGCUUCUACGUCCUUGAUUCCACGGAGGCACUGAAGAGCCGCGAGACGCGGCAGAUGGCCCUCCAGUGCAUCGUGGCCCCUCUGCUCCAGGAGGGCCAACAGCAUUCCAACCUCCUGGUGGCCACCGUGUCGAAGCUCAUCCACGGGCUGCGAGUCGGCGAAGGUACUGCCACCUUCACGGCCGAGUGCCUGCUCCAGGCGCACACGACCCCUCUACCCAGGCUCUUUCUCGUCGACCUGACCCAGCACUGUGGCCAAGAGCUCACUGCCCAGGGCGCCUUCCAGCGAUCCCUGGCCGCUUUCUUGGUCGCCUUAGCAGAGCGCCUGCCCCACGUGGUUCUGGCGAACAUUUCGGUGCUUCUUCCUCUUCUGGACGUGGAUUGCUAUCCCAUCCGGCAGGCCAUCGUGGAAAGCAUGGGGCAUCUGCUGUCAGCUGAAGGCCGCAAGCUGCCCAGAGGGGCUCACAGCGUCCAGCCGACCACGGAGGACGCAGAGGAGGCGGCCGAGGAAAUUGUGCAGAGUAGCAGUGGCACCUUCUCCCUCGCGACUGCGACAAAGACAGACUUGCUGGAGACGCUCUUCACACGCUCGCUGGACAAGAGCGUCUGGGUCCGGUACCGCGUGCUGCAGACCUUGACGGGCUUGGCCUCCAAUUCGCGCUUGCCCAGGGAGCAGUGGCCACGAGUUCUUGAUCUCGCCAUUCGUCGAAUGCAGGACACGGCGAGCAUGUCCAGGAAGGCAGCCAUGCAGCUCGUGCGCACCCUGGUCGAGUUUCAUCCCUAUGGCCCUGCCUUGAAGGGUACGGGCGACGAACGGGCGAAAGCGGAGAAGCUCCUGACGGAAAUCCACGAGCGCCUCAAGAAGCUCAAGGCCGAAGAGCUGGCGGAGCUGGAGGGCAAAGAGGAAGAGAAGGAAGAGGAAGAGGAUGCCGACGGCAACGACGAGCCGCAAGAGCAGCCGGAGAAGCGGCGUCGUGUCAAGGGCAAGACCGAGACCGAGGUUAGCAUUGCACGGGAAGUGGACAAAGACCUGUCAGCAGAGAUCAGCUCCGACGAUGCACGAAAGGAGUCUCGCCAGAAGCAGCGGGAGGCCCUCCUCCGCAUGCAGGAGUGCUAUGCACAGAGGGUCCAGUUCGUAGAGCUACUCGACUCGGCAGAGACGCGGCUGCGGAGCCUGUUGUCCUCGAAGACUCCGACGGAUGUCACCGAGGCCAUCGGUGUUGUUGUCGAGCUCCGCCUGCGUGGCGUUCCUGCUGCAGCCCGAGCCUUUCAUCAGGUGCUGGGCCUCGUGUGGAGCCGGCAUGCUCCCAUCAAGGAUGCGGCCGUCGACGCCUUCUAUCGCAUGCAUCUCGAAGGCCGAGACGCGGCCUCUGCCGCCAUGGCGAUUCUGCACAUCUACAGGGAUGGCCACGCAGCAGGCAGCCUCACGCACACACACCUCGCCAGUGUGCAGGAGCUCAUACAACAGGCCGCCGACAAGGAGCUCGUGUCUGCCCGGGAUGUGAUGCCCACGCUCCUGGCAUCGCUCACGGAGCCCUCGAUGUCGGCCUUCGCCCUGCGAGCCAUCACAGCCCUUGUGCCUUCAACGGCAGGGCACGCCUCGGUGUCCGCCGCGCUCCCGAAGCUGAAGGAGUUCAUCACGCAGCACAAGGCAGGCUCCGCGGAGGAUCGUCUGGAAAGCCUCCGGUUGGUGUGCCAGCUCCUCAUGCGCUUCCAAUCCUCCAGCAAGACUGCCCUGCAGCAGCCAGUCUGCGCCACCUUGCACGACAUCUCGCAGCAGGCCCUGCUCAUCGUGGUCCAGCACUUCGUCAGUGGCGAAAUACCGGCACAUUGGUUUGGCGCUGCUCAGGCCAGCAUGGAUCUGUCUUUUGAGCUGGCGGCCCUGGGCAAGUCCGCAGUCGACGCUGCUCAUCGCUCCCCUGACAAGGUCUGGGAGAACAUCCUGAACCGGAUGCUUUGUGGCCUUCUGGGAGGCUCGCAAAGCUCCGCCUCGGAGGCGGAGGGCGCCGAGGGGAAGCCUGAGGAGCUGGUGCGCCAGGUGUCCGUUCCACAGCUGGGCUGCGUGGCUUUCAUUGCUGGCCAUCUGGCAUUGAGGAUGCUCAUCUUCCUUGAAGGGCUGCAGUCUGCGCUGAAGAGGAAGCGCCUGGCACAGGAGGAGGCGAAGAUGGCCGAGCAGAGAGAGAAGAGCAAGGAGAAGAAGGCCGUGGGCAAGAAGGGCAAGGCCCAGAAGGCGGAUGAAGAGGAGGAGGAGAAGCACACGGAGGCGAGUAUGGGCGGCGUCGGCCAGGAAGAGCGCGAAGCCGAGGCCUUUGCACAGCUUGCAGAAAAUGGACUCCUCUACAGCACCAAUCGCCUGCUGGACAGGGUGAAGCCGCUUCUUUUCGCUUGCCUGCUCAACAAGGAUCUUCGCAUGUAUCCGCUGAUACGCCGGGUUGGGGCCAUCAGCCUCUGCAAGUUCAUGACAGUAUCGAAGCGCUUCUGCCAGGAGAACUUGCAGCUGCUUUUCUCUGUGCUGUUCCCGAAGUCGGGCAAGGGUCAGCUGAGUGGGGCAGCAGCCGAGGAUGCUGUGAUGGGCCCUGGUGGUCUUCUGGAGGAUCUCACCUUACGGCAAUCCCUGUUGGUGGCCGUUGGUGACCUCCUCUUCCGGCAUCCGAACGUCGUGGAGCCUUGGACAGGACGCCUCUAUGCCACCUUGACUUCAACCGUGGACAGCAGCGAGGAGGGCGGUCAGAGUGCCUGCGAUCUUCGACUGACCGCAUUGUUGGUUCUGACGCACCUGGUUCUGAACGACAUGAUGAAGCCCCGGCCCGUGCUACUGAUUCGGGCGCUGUGGCUCACUGCAUGCAGCCAUGAAGCCACGGCUCGGGUCGCUCGAAUCCUUUUCCAGGAGCUCUCGAAACGCAGCACCAACGUCGUCUACAACCUGCUCCCUGAGAUUGUGGCGCGGCUGCCCGAGCAUGUGGCUGAGGUCGGUGUCGAGGGCGGGGCCACCGGCCGUGUGCAAUACAUCAUGCAGUUUGUGGAGAAGGAGAAGCACAUCGAGGGCCUCAUCGAGAAAUUCUCCCUGCGCCUUGAACAGUGUGCCGGUGGCUCGGGUGCCCACACCGAGCCGACGGCGACACAGGCAGAACCAGAAAUGGAAGUAGAAGAGGCGGGCCCUGUACGGGUGGAGGACACCAUCUCCUGCCUAGCACAUGCACUUGGAGCCAUGAACUACUCCGACAGAUGCAUCCUGCGUUUGCAUGAUGUCGUCGUGGUGAGGAAGGCCCUGAAUCUCAGCUUGUCCUACCACGCUGUGGUUAGAGAUUGCAUCCUAAGUGUUGUGGAGAAGGCGCGCAAGCCUCGACAAGGCAAGGAGAAGGGUGAGGCCGCACCCGCCGAGCCGGAUGCAGCAGCUGCCGAGGGAGGUGGCGGUGGUGCCAAGGGAGCAAGCGCUGCGGCGGCAUCUGCGUUAGAUGCACUGGAGCAGCUGAUCAACACGCUUGCUCACGGAAAAGACGAGUCGAAAGAAGAGGCUCCCGCCGUCGCUGUCCGAAAGCCUGGCAACCUGCCUGGCAAGAAGAAGCAGGCGGACGCCAACGCUGAGCCGGGUUUUGAGGAGCCUGCAAAAAAGGAGCGAAGCGGUAAAGGCCGUGGCAAGGGCCGUGGAAAGGCUCGCGUCGCCGGCAAGGAAAAUCUUCCGGGCAAUGGCGUGCCGAACAAAGGAGGCCGAAAGCGGAAGGCUGAAAAAGCCAGGGCCGACGACGAUGACGAGGACUAUGAGUGA